AUGCCAUCUUCAACCCCCGCCGGCGGCGCCUCCGCAACCCCCGACGCCCUCGAAUCCGACCUUCUCACAAAGCUAUCUGCCACAUCCGCGCUGGAAGACCUACAAGGAAGUCUGCUCAGCUCACUUCAUCGCGCGGGGUGGACCGAGAAAAUCACGAGCCUCGCCACUGAGCUUCUUCGCGCGGGCCGCUGUGAGACCUUUGACGAUGUGAUGGAAGCCGUCGUCGCCUCCGCCGAGGGCAGGACACAUCCAGCGCUGGGAUCCAGGAAUACAGGACAAAACGGUGACGCGACGUCAAAUGGGACAAAAGAGGCCAAGUCCAACGGGACCAAAAAGGGCAAUGAUGCCGCCCGUAGCAGCAACUCAAAUACCCCAUAUGAUCCGGUGAAAUAUAUCGAAGAGGUGGACGUGCGCAUCCCUGAAAACAUUGUGGACGAGGGCGUGCGUGGCUUGAAGGACAUAUUGCGGGAGAUGGUCGACCUGGAAGACGAGAAUACCCCGAACGGCGACAAGAAGUAA
This is a messenger RNA of Penicillium daleae, 519 nucleotides long. RefSeq lists its product as uncharacterized. Lineage: Eukaryota; Fungi; Ascomycota; Eurotiomycetes; Eurotiales; Aspergillaceae. The record is from RefSeq and is a predicted model, not a curated record. Bases 1 to 519 code for a protein of 172 amino acids. The transcript has a single exon.